Carya illinoinensis is the source of this 1312-nucleotide messenger RNA. Its product is annotated as probable xyloglucan endotransglucosylase/hydrolase protein 30. The record is from RefSeq and is a predicted model, not a curated record. Gene Ontology annotation, cellular component: cell wall; apoplast. The transcript has 4 exons. Lineage: Eukaryota; Viridiplantae; Streptophyta; Magnoliopsida; Fagales; Juglandaceae. Gene Ontology annotation, molecular function: hydrolase activity, hydrolyzing O-glycosyl compounds; xyloglucan:xyloglucosyl transferase activity. Gene Ontology annotation, biological process: xyloglucan metabolic process; cell wall biogenesis. Bases 173 to 1204 code for a protein of 343 amino acids.
CCAAAAACCUCUCUCUCUCUCUCUCUCUCUCUCUCUCUCUCUCUCUCUCUCUCUCUCUCUCCUUCCUUUAAUUUGCAUUGAAUUCCCUUCCGUUCUUCUUCUUGUUCUGUGUCUAUAAAUAAACAUCGCAGAAAAAGCAUAUCAAGGGGAGGAGAGAGAAAACAGAAGGAACAUGAAUCGCUUACGUUGUUUUGGACCCUCUGAUACGUUGUUUGUGCUGUCUGCUUUCUUUAUCCCUCUAUUUUUCUCCAUUGCUAAUGCAGCUUUCAACCUCACCACCAUUCCCUUCAACCAAGGUUACCUUCCUCUCUUCGGCGACGGCAAUCUCGUCCGCUCCCCUGACGGCAAAGGCGUUCGCCUCCUCCUCGAUCGCUUCACAGGUUCGGGUUUCAUCUCCUCCAAUCUAUACCAACAUGGGUUCUUCAGCGCCAACAUCAAGUUGCCGUCGGAUUACACGGCCGGCAUCUGCGUUGCCUUCUAUACAUCAAACGGUGACGUAUUCGAGAAGAGCCAUGACGAGCUAGACUUCGAGUUCUUAGGGAACACAGAAGGGAAACCAUGGAGGUUCCAGACCAACUUGUACGGCAAUGGCAGCACAAGCCGUGGCCGGGAGGAGCGCUACCGCCUUUGGUUCGAUCCUACCAAGCAAUUCCAUCGCUACAGCAUCCUCUGGACGGCCAAAAACAUUAUAUUCUACAUCGAUGAGGUUCCAAUCAGAGAGGUUGAGAGAAAGGAAGAAAUGGGUGGAGACUACCCAUCAAAGCCAAUGUCAUUGUAUGCCACCAUAUGGGAUGCUUCAAAUUGGGCAACUUCCGGCGGUAGAUACAAAGUUAACUACAAGUAUGCACCCUUUGUAGCCGAAUUUAAGGAUCUUGUCCUUGAGGGGUGCCCCACUGACCCUAUUCAGCAAGUUCCGGGAGCUGCUGGUAUUUGUGUCGAAAAAGAUGCUUACCUUGAGGCUCAAGAUUAUGCUGUUGUGACACUUGAGCGCCGUCUUGCCAUGCGUAAGUUCCGCCAAAGAUUCAUGUAUUACUCCUAUUGUUAUGAUACGUUGCGGUAUCCUUUGCCACCACCGGAAUGUGUCAUUAUUCAGUCGGAGAGGCGACGGUUCAAGGAUACAGGAAGAUUGAAGUUUGGAGGGAGCCAUCGCCGCCAGCGGAGCCGAAUCUCAGCCACUUUAUCAGCCUUUGAUUCUAAUAUGUGAUAUCCCUUUAAGUAAUUUAAUUACGUACCUGUAAAUUAAAGUGAAAAUGUCAGGAUAUUGUUGGUUUGUGAGUUUUAUAAAUUUAUAAUGUUUAUUUUUUUUCUUCCA